UGGAAUGGGAGUUACAGUUUCCGUUGUCUGAGGGCGUUUUUUCAAGUUCAGCACCAGAGAUUUUUUGGGUGGUGGCUGCUUGUUUUACAAGUUUAGAAUUCCACCAAGUUAUUGUUGAGGACACUGAUUUGAAGGAAUUAUACUAAUUUCCAAACUAUCGUGACUUGGGCCUUAUAAUCGAGGCUUCAAACCUUGUUUUUCCCCGUUGGGGCAACUAACGAGUGGUUUACCAGCUAACCGAUAAACUCAAAUUUUAGCUAGCUAGCUGAGAGAGGCGUCAGAUGCAGGCCAUCAAGUGUGUUGUAGUGGGGGACGGAGCUGUGGGUAAAACAUGCCUGCUCAUCAGCUACACCACCAACGCGUUCCCCGGGGAAUACAUCCCCACAGUCUUUGACAACUACUCUGCCAAUGUGAUGGUAGAUGGGAAACCAGUGAAUCUGGGUCUAUGGGAUACAGCAGGACAGGAAGACUACGACAGACUCAGACCACUGUCCUAUCCACAGACGGAUGUGUUUUUGAUCUGUUUCUCUCUCGUGAGUCCUGCCUCCUUUGAAAACGUCCGUGCCAAGUGGUACCCAGAGGUGAGACACCACUGCCCCAACACCCCAAUCAUCCUGGUGGGCACCAAGCUGGAUCUGAGAGAUGACAAGGACACCAUCGAGAAGCUGAAGGAGAAGAAACUCACCCCCAUUACCUACCCCCAGGGUCUGGCCAUGGCAAAAGAGAUUGGAGCAGUAAAGUACCUGGAAUGCUCAGCCUUGACACAGCGUGGCCUUAAGACAGUGUUUGACGAAGCCAUCCGGGCGGUCUUGUGUCCCCCGCCCGUCAAGAAGAGGAAGAGAAAGUGUUCACUACUCUAAACGCCGCAGACAGGAAGUAGGAAGUCACACUGCAGUCUGAGCUCACCUAUUGGUUGGGGGGGAGGAAGAAGAGGGUGGGGGAGUGUCUUAAGAGGGAAGAUUCUACAGAUGUCAUUUUUUUUUCUCUCUCGGAUUGUAAUUAGUACAUAGUACUUAAAUAUGAUUUUUAUUAUACAAAUCCUAGAAUUAGAGCUUUGUGAAAUUCCUGCUGCCUUCUAAAAAUAACUUUAAAAAAAAAUGUUCUUGGAAGAUACUAAUUGCUCUUUUCAAUUUCAGUCUCUUUCCACUCUUCUCGAGUCCAUAUAGUUUGUUUACAGACUUGAAUUGUGUAUAAUUGAGGUGUUGCCAAAAUUCCUACCGCAUAUAACGGUCAUCACUUUCUUGUAGCUCCAUGUACACUAAAUGUAAUGAUUUCUUCUUGUUUUUUUCUUUUGUACCAUGUGUGCGACCAUAAUUAGCAAAAUCUUAAAAUAUCCUUUAAAUGGUUCAAGAGAAAUUGAAGUAAACUCUUAAAAACAAA
Messenger RNA from Oncorhynchus gorbuscha (pink salmon), 1380 nucleotides. Its product is annotated as ras-related C3 botulinum toxin substrate 1. The record is from RefSeq and is a predicted model, not a curated record. Gene Ontology annotation, molecular function: GTP binding; GTPase activity; protein kinase binding. Lineage: Eukaryota; Metazoa; Chordata; Actinopteri; Salmoniformes; Salmonidae. Gene Ontology annotation, biological process: motor neuron axon guidance; small GTPase-mediated signal transduction; regulation of actin cytoskeleton organization. The coding region runs from base 282 to 860 and encodes 192 amino acids. The transcript has 6 exons. Gene Ontology annotation, cellular component: cytoplasmic vesicle; plasma membrane; dendritic spine.